This is a messenger RNA of Quercus robur (English oak), 5058 nucleotides long. Its product is annotated as lipid phosphate phosphatase delta. Gene Ontology annotation, biological process: signal transduction; defense response. Lineage: Eukaryota; Viridiplantae; Streptophyta; Magnoliopsida; Fagales; Fagaceae. Gene Ontology annotation, cellular component: endoplasmic reticulum membrane. Gene Ontology annotation, molecular function: ADP binding; sphingosine-1-phosphate phosphatase activity. Bases 407 to 3664 code for a protein of 1085 amino acids. The transcript has 12 exons. The record is from RefSeq and is a predicted model, not a curated record.
CAUAAGUUUCCUCUUUUGUUUUUCUUUUUAUUUUUUCUCCACCACACACGUAUACCCAUAUAUCUCCCUCCUCUCCUUUUUCUUCUUUACUUUCCACUUGAAUCCAUAACCUCCCUCUCUCUGUCUUUCUCCAGCUCUCUCGCCAUCUUUUCCUCUGUGAGGACCAAACUCUCUCUUUUCCCAAUCAAAUUCCAAAUUUCCAGUUCGAUUCUAUUCCAGCACACUUUCUUGAAAAUCAUCAUCCUUUUAACCAUUUCUCAAUCACAGUCAAAACCUUUCAAAUUUCCCGCAUUCACUCAUCUCUUAUAUAUAAUUCCCAUUUCAUUACAUCUUAAUUUGAUAUUUCUUUCCUCCUUCUACUCCUCUUUUUAGAUCUUUUCCAGUCUUCAGUUAACAGAUCAUACUGAUGGCUUCCCCAACUAAAGAAGAAUUAACCUCCUCUUCUUCUUCCAUGCUGCGAUGGAGCUAUGAUAUCUUCUUGAGUUUUCGAGGUGAAGACACACGUUAUGGUUUUACAGGCUAUUUAUACGAUGCUUUGUGUAGCUAUGGCUUAAACACCUUCUUUGAUACCAAUCUUGAGAGGGGAGAAGAAAUUUCAAAGGAACUUCUUAAAACCAUUGAAAUGUCAAUGAUUUCGAUCGUUGUAUUGUCUGAAAAUUAUGCAUCUUCAAAUUGGUGUUUGGAUGAACUUGUCAAGAUUCUUGAGUGCAGAAAAACUAGACGGAUCCGAAAGGUUUAUCCAAUUUUCUACAAAGUGAUUCCAUCCGAAGUUAGAAAAAAGGAGGGAAAGUUUGGGAAAGCACUAGAUAACCAUGAGAAAAAAUUCAAAGACGACAUGGAGAAGGUUAAGAGAUGGAGGGAAGCUUUAACUGAAGUAGCUAACUUGUCUGGACAUGAAUACAAGAAUGGUGAAUAUGAAUAUGAAUUUAUCAAAAGAAUUAUUGAAGAGAUAUCAAGUAUUAAAUCAAUUCACAUAAAAUUACCUAUUGCUAAAUAUCCAGUUGAAGUAGAUUCUCAAGCAGAAGCCAUAGAAUCGCUUUUAGAUGUGGAGUCCAAUGGUGUUUUCAUGGUAGGAAUCUAUGGUCUUGGGGGAGUGGGUAAGACUACAAUCUCAAAAGCCGUUUAUAAUAGAAUUAAUGAUUGUUUUGAAGGAAGCUGCUUUCUAGAAAAUGUUAGAGAAAAUUCAAAGACAGACGCUGGCAUUAUCCAAUUACAAGAGAGACUGCUUUCUAAGAUCUUACGAAGUAGAAUUGUUAAGGUGAAUAGUGUACUUGAAGGAAUCACUAUGAUAAAAGAAAGGUUCUGCAAUAAGAAAGUUCUUUUAAUUCUUGAUGAUGUGGAUCAAUCAAAAGAGAUAGAAAAUUUGCUUGAAUAUUGUAACUGGCUUGCUUCAGGAAGCAGAGUCAUCAUAACAACAAGAGACAUAAAUGUUCUACCCAAUGUUGGAAGAGAUCCUCAAAUAAGAACUUAUGAGGUUCAAAAAAUGAAUCCACGUGAUGCUCGUGUUCUUUUCAAUAUGCACGCCUUUGGAAGCAAUAAUCCUAAGCAAGGAUAUUCAAAUCUUGUAGAGCAAAUUAUGUCUUAUGCUGAUGGCCUUCCAUUAGCUCUGGUAAUAAUGGGUUCUGAUUUGUAUGGCAAAAGUAUAGAUCACUGGACAUGUGCAGUCGAAAAGUAUAAGAAGAUUCCACAUGGAGAAAUUACUAAUAAACUCAAGAUUAGUUAUGAUGGAUUGGAAAAAAGAGAAAGGGAUAUUUUUCUUGAUAUUGCAUGUUUUUUUAAGGGAUUUAAAAUGGACGAAGUUGUGAAUGUAUUAGAUGCUUGCAAAUUCUCUUCAAGUUUGGGUAUUAGUAAACUUAUUGAAAAGUGUCUCAUAACUGUUGACAUAUGGGGCAUAUUGUGGAUGCAUGACUUGCUACAACAAAUGGGUAGAGAAAUCGUUGAACAAGAAUCUAAUGAACUUGAAAAUCGUAGUAGGAUAUGGUGUUAUGAGGAUGCUUAUAAAUUGCUGAUUGAAAACAUGGGGUCGAAUAAAAUUCGAGGCAUAAUGUGGUACUCACCUAAACCAAGAUUGGUGAAAUUGCAAGUUGAUGCUUUCAAAAAUAUGAGAAAUCUCAAAUUUCUCUUAGUUGAGAAUGUACGAAUUUCUAAAGGGCUUAAAUAUCUCCCCAACGAGUUAAGAUUGCUUCAGUGGUCAGAAUAUGAUUUUCCCUUGCCAUUAAAAUUUUACCCUCACAGUCUUGUUGUGUUGAAUAUGCCAAAUAGUCGGAUUAGAUUGGAGAAACUAUUAAAACAGGGUCGCGCAUUUGAAGCAUUGAAAAAUGUCAAUCUCGAUGGGUGUAAAUUCAUUACAAAAUUACCUUCCUUAUUAUGCGCCCCAAACUUAAAGAAUUUGGACAUGUGUUACUGUGUAAAUUUAAUAGAGGUUCAUGAGUCAUUUGGAUAUCUUGAUAAGCUUGCAAGUUGGGACCUCACACACUGCCGAAACCUUAAGAUUCUUCCAAGCCUCCUCGUGCUAAGAUCCCUUAAAUAUUUUAAUCUAUGUUACUGCAGAAGGCUUGAGAAGUUUCCUGCUAUUUGUGCCCCAAACUUAGAGUCAUUGGACAUUCCUCUUUGUAAAAACUUAAUAGAGGUUCAUGAGUCAGUUGGAGAUCUUGAUAAGCUUAAAUGGUGGGACCUCGAAAGCUGCAUAAAACUUGAGAUUCUUCCAAGCCGCCUCCAGCUGAGAUCCCUUGAAUACCUGAAUCUAAGAGACUGCGGAAGGCUCGAGAAGUUUCCUGCUAUUUGUGCCCCAAACUUAGAGUCAUUGGACAUUUCUUAUUGUAAAAACUUAAUAGAGGUUCAUGAGUCAGUUGGAGAUCUUGAUAAGCUUAAAUGGUGGUACCUCGAAAGCUGCAUAAAACUUGAGAUUCUUCCAAGCCGCCUCCAGCUGAGAUCCCUUCAAAGCUUGGAUCUAAAAAACUGCGGAAGGCUUGAGAAGUUUCCUGAUAUUCACCCUGAAAUGAAAUAUUUGCGGGGUUUAUAUUUGCGGGCUAAUAGUGGUAUUAGAGAAUGGCCUUCAUCGUUCACGCAUCUCACCAAAGGGCUUCACCGUUUAGAGCUAUCUAACAAUGAAAACCUUUGGAAUUUUCUGCAUAGCCGCAAUAAAUUGCAACUGCUCGAGGAAAUAGAUAUUCCCACUGCCAAUUCCUUUGAUGGCUUUUUGGGAUAUGGGUUUCUGAGCUUGACAUAUCUGCGGCUCAACUCUUGGGAUGGAGAUAUAACGGAAUUAGAUUUUCAAUACUUCCCCCUAUUGAGAGAACUUCAUAUAUAUGAUUCCAAUAUUAUUAGUAUUCCCCAAAGCAUUAGCGGAUUAGCUAGAUUAGAAACUAUUCACAUACGAAAUUGUAAGCGGCUUCGGGAAAUUCCAACGCUUCCACAAUCUGUAAGAUGUGUGUCUGUAAGCAAAUGCCCGUCGGUGGAUCCACAAUCAGUUAGCAGAUUAUUGAUUCAGUUUGGAGGUGCAAGAAGCAACAUAUCAAUGGAUCCCUUUCAUGACUCUGAAUCUGACUCUGACUCUGACUCCGACUCCGACUCUGACUCUGAAUCUGAAUCUGAAUAUGAAAUUUCGUACCAUCUUACAGUACCAGUAACAGAGAUUCCAAAGUACUUAAAAUUCAACCAUUAGACUUUUGGAAAUUCCGUAUCCUUCUGGGUUGGUAAAAAGUUUUCAAAAUUAGCCAUCUGUAUUGCUUUUCGAACGGGGGAGGCACAUAUGUACCAUAAUUGUCAUGUUAACAUUUCCAUCAAUGGGUGUAAACAACUAUAUUCAGGUUUCUAUAAAAAUUGGACAGAAGAGGAACUGUGGUUAUUGACUAUACCCCUUGAGAAAUUGAAUAAACAAAAACUAUCUGAACAGAAUCACAUUGAAGUUGAGGUUAUACCAAUAAAUCAUCUUGAUUUGAUAAAAUGGUUGGGGGUCAAUGUGGAAUGCACCUGCUAUCCUCAAAAUUCAGAUGUUGCUUGCUUGCUGCUUCCGUGUGCUAUGAAUGGUUGUGGGUCUUCCUCGAUUCCAAAUGACACUGAGCUCCCGCCUUUGCUACAUGUUUCCUCCACUUCUUAUGCUUCAGAUUCAGAUCACAGGGUUCUUAACAAUGGAAGAAACUUAUCAAAAAAAAAAAAAAAAACAAUGGAAGAAAUUACAUACUUGCUGGAAUAGGACUCCAAAAGCGAAGAAGAAUUUGUCUCUGACGGCAAAGCCCAGCAGAGAGCGGAGCUGUAAACUUUGGAGAUGGAGCUCUUCUCUUAUUCAAUCUCUUCUUCAUUUUCCAAACAACACAUAAUUAUGAUGUUAGAAAAUAUCCUCGAAGACACAGUAGACCAUUCUUUGGGAUCUACCUUGCAAGUAGGAAUCAUCACUUGUUCAUUGAGUUUGAGUAUCCUUUCUCAAAGAGGCUUUAAGAGAAAUUUAAGUCAUGGUGUCUAAUAAAUUACCAGGGAGUUUCAAACCUCUGAGGCAUCACUGUACAGAAGUUAUUUUGCUGAUCCCCUGCCUUACUAAUCUCUUAACCAAUUUUGCCUUCCAUUUGAUAGCAUCUGAUAGCUACAAAAAUCCAUAUCUUUUUCCCUUUUUGUUUCCAAGGCCAACUUCUUCACUUAAGAAGGAGAAAUGUUGCAUUGUAAAGUGAAAACUGUUACAAUGGACUAUACCUAUGUUCAAGUCAUCAAGAUAUCCCACUUCUACAUCUUAAAAGCAUUUUCCCACAACUUAAAGUUUCUUGGCAGUAUAGCACAUGAACAUACGUUGAAGAUUUAUUCGGUAAUCCUAUCCAUGGCCUUCAUUUGGCAUCCUGGUGACGAGAAAUGUUUACAUGGUGGUGUUGGUUGAUCUAUUUUGAGAGGAUUAUAAUGUUUUUUUUCUUCUUCAAUUUUUGGACUUUUCCCUCCCACUAGUGUGAAAGGAAGUGAGUUGAAGGCUCUUUGCUCAAAUUAUGAGAUAAUACCAAAUUAUGCAAAAUUUGAAUUGUUUAUUCUUAUAUUUCAAAAGUGAAGUUGAUAUCAUUAUGGGGUGGUUUUCUGUGU